UCUACACUGAGCUUCUCGCGUGAAAUCCCACUGUUCAUCUCCGUUUUCGUUUCCAAACCCUUCCCUAUCAAUUUAUCUACUACUUAUACAAACAACAAACGACAAACAUUCGCAUAUCGGCCUCAACCAGUUUCACAUACAACCCACUGAAUCUUUCGGCAUAUAAAUUCGAUCCACCUCGUCUCAAGAAUCUCAAGAUUACUUCGGCUGUAACAUAACAUCCGUUAUUCAAGAUGCUACCUCAACUUCUUUCUCCCGAGAUGGGAAUCACCCUUCUCAUGGGUAUUUCUAGCUUUGGUGUAGCUUUAGCUAAGCCUGUCGAGGCUCGACAAACGACUGAGACCACUAAUGCUGCUGCUGUCUCAACCGUCACUGGAUAUGCCCACCCACUGACUCUCACCCCCCUGACCACCCUCGGCGCAUACCAGACCCCCCUAUCCUACGCCUCACCCCCAACCGCCAUCACAGUCCCCACCCGCCCGGCCGCCGGCGAAGCUGCCGCCGCUACCGGCGUCCAGGCCGAAGCUGAGGACUCUUCGUCAUCUUCUUCCCCCGCUUCCACUUCUAGCUCCGCGGGCGCGGUAUGCACUUCGAUCGCGGGAGCCUACCCCACAGCCACUGUGCCUAACUUCUGCAAUCCGUCGGCACAGCUAAACGCGGCUGGCUUUGCGCCUGCGCGUACGGACUUGCCCACAGCUACUGUUACUGUAGGUGCCGUAUCCAACAAACUGGACUGUUGCGUGCAGUGCGCGGGCAUCUUCAACUGUGUCGCCUGGCGCUUCGUCCCCGUCUACACGCAGACCCCGAACGCGCACCUGCCCGGCGGCUUCGACCCCUGGGGCCGCGGCGACUGUGAGGCCGUCUACCACACCGGCGACCCGAGCAACGAGACGUCGUCCGGCGUUAUCGAGACCGCGAAGGAAAAUGAGACCGCAAGCUUGUGCCCCAAUGGCAAGGUUGGCGAGAUGCUGGUCGGUGGUGCAGGCAAUGCUACGACGAAUGGUACGGACGCUGGAAGCUGGAUGAAUCUGUACUACAAUGGCUGGAAUGAGGGCCCUUGCGCCGAGCCCGUAGCCCCGUUUGAAAGUGGUCGUGAUGCUGGGCGGGGCGAUGCAGAUGAUUUGUGUUCAUAAAAGUCUGCUACAUAAGGGCUAAUUAGCUUGAAUAUGAUAUAACAAGUAAGUUCUGGAGUUAAGUUUAUAAUCAGAUGAAAAACGAUGGUUUCCAAUUCAUUCUGCCCUUCAUGGCGUGCUGCGAAUAUGACUUCGCGCUCUGAUGUGGUAAUACACGUCUUUUCAUUACCUCCACUCUUAUCUAUUUUCAUCCAGGUGGCCUUUGCCCAAGGUCGGUUUGAUGUAGCUAACUAUGAAACUUCAUCUAAGCAUCCUAGUGUAUAAGUACAGCCAAGAUGAGUUAAUUGUCUUCGGUAUACUUAGGUAGGUACCUAUAUUAUCCUUUGAAAGCUA
Molecule: messenger RNA, 1466 nt
Organism: Annulohypoxylon maeteangense
Lineage: Eukaryota; Fungi; Ascomycota; Sordariomycetes; Xylariales; Hypoxylaceae
Exons: 2
Coding region: 234-1133 (299 amino acids)
Source: RefSeq, a predicted model, not a curated record